GCGCGCAGGUCCAAAUGUGCGUGUGCGCGCUCGCGUGUAUGCGUGCGCAGAGUGUGUUCGCGCGGUGCUGACAGUCUUAUGCAAGCCGCCCUGCACAGAGCCACGAUGUCCGACGCUGCUGCUCCGGCAGACAACAACGGGGAGCCUGGGUUAAACGGAUCGUGGGUAGAGCUGGAGAUGAACAGAAACGCCGCAUCUCUCUCUUCCUCCAGCGCUUCGGUGCCGCCCCCUUUAGCCCAGGUAGUAGAGGAGGAGGAUGAUGGGAUGGUGGGGGGGCUAGAACAUGUUCCCUCGUCAUCUUCAAUCCACAACGGAGACAUGGAAAAAAUCCUGCUAGAUGCCCAGCACGAAUCCAGCCGCAGCAACUCCUCAUGCGACAGCCCUCCUCGACCUCACAGUCCUCAGGACGAAGGCCAGAUCAUUUUCGACGUGGACAUGAGGAGGGACAGUCAGGAGGAAGUCAUGGAGAAGAUCAGAGAUGAUGACAUCUUAAUGAAGGAUUCAGACCGCGUCGCAGACUGGUCAAGUAGACCAGAGAAUAUUCCACCUAAGGAGUUUCAUUUCCGGCACCCGCGGCGUUCAGUGACUCUCAGCAUGAGGAAGACGGGAGCCAUGAAGAAAGGAGGCAUCUUCUCUGCCGAGUUCCUCAAAGUGUUUAUCCCCUCGCUGCUUCUGUCCCACAUCCUGGUCCUGGGUCUCGGGGUCUAUAUCGGGAAAAGACUGACAACUCCCCCUGCUAGCUCCAUCUGAACACCGAUCCGAUCAAGUGCCUCAGGCAUGGCCCAGGUGGAUUAGGGAGAAGGUUGCAGUUUGUACGAAGAAGCCCCCCUGCUUCCCCUUUCUACCCCUUUUAGUCUUUUCAGCAACAUUUCUCCCUUUUUUAGUAAUUCCUUCAACUAGUCUUUCCAUUUUGAGGAAAAUAAGUGAUAAACUUCUCAUUUUUAGGCCCUUUCUCGUUUACCAUUUUUGUAUCCUUUUCGCCAGUUGUGAAUGUUCUAGCAGUACCACAUUUCAUUUUCGAAGCGUUUGGAGCGUUGCAUUAAACCAAAUUCGCACACGCAGGCUCCACACUGGCUCAAUUCAACUAGGAGGCAAAAAACAUCCCAUUUUGGUUCAAUCACACGACCCAAAAGGUGAUAAAGGAUCCCCCCCUAGUUCACCCUCCUUAAAAUGGAAUCAACCAAAAUAUGUGACUUAUCGAGGUUAUACGAGCAUGUCUGAGCGCUAGCUAAGAUUUUAUUUAUUAAUACAAACGCUACCAAUUUAGUUCUUUUAUUGACUUCAAGGGUGGAACGACUCGGAAGUCGUUUAGGAAAAGACAGGGCUCUCCGUAGACCCCAAACUCAUUUGGUGAGGAUGGAAAAUGAAUAGCACAGACGUAAUGUUUAUGACCGUAUCACGUGCAAUUUUAUACCAAGUUUGCAUAAUCUUUUACACAACCCUGACGGAGACAACGCCUGUUACAUUGAAUCAUCUGAUUUUUUUUUGUUUAUAUAUAUAUACACCUAUAUAUAUCAUCUCAUAAACAUAGAUAAAAAUCUGUCUGAUGGGGCUGAUGGAUCCCUGUAUGAAAAAAAAAAAAAGUUUUAUCUGUCUCUCUGUUUGUUGUGUCGUUUUGUUAGUUUCCUUCAUGUACAUAUCAGGACCUUUCGAACUAGGCUUCUACAACAUGGCCUACUUUGCGAUACGGCCCAAUGUACCAAUAGCGUUCAAAGCUGAGCGCAUCUUGCUAAUAAGGACAACAGUGUUUUGCUAUGCUGUCAUAGCCGUGUCAGACUUUCUGGAAUGGUGUGGUACACUCUAAUACGUCUCAGUCUCGUACUGAUUUAAAGCAUUUCCACGCUGUUAGCUUGAGGACAGACAAGCCUUUCUUCAGUUUAUAGGAAUAGCUCAUUGAAAAAUUACAUACUGCCGUUAUGUACUCAACUUUAUCUCGUUUCUACACUUUUCUUUUAUCUUGAACGGCGUCCGUGCUGCUCUUUUCCAUACAGUGGAAGCUAAUGGAGGUAAACUGGAAAAAUAGCAGCAUGGGUUUCUUUCAGAUAUCUCCAAACGUUUGAAUAAUGAUCGCAGAAUUUGGAUUACUUGCACAGUGGCGCACAAUUAGUGAACACUAACACUCCAGCACCACAGCAUCCAUCUUUGGGAACAGGGUUUAACUUAGGGUGAACUAUCCUCAAGUCUAGCUGUGUUUUUGUCCCUUUCUAAGUGUAUUUUUGACGCGUGGACACGUUUCCUUUGGUCUAUCUGAGGAUCUACUUCUCCUCGAGUAUGGCUGCCAAAAAAACAACUGAGAGCUCAACUCUUGUGAACUCUGUGCCUCGUUUCCUUCGUCAUGUUUGAUACGGCGUCCUGUUCAUUUCCUGUCAUCAUGUGCGUGUUUUGUGCCACAAGCUCGUCGUUUUUGUUGUUUUGGUGUACGUGAAUUUUGGAAGGUUUCUUUGGAUAUUUUUUAAGUCUUGAACAAUCGAGGCGAACUAGAAGAGGAGGUACGUGAUAGUUAAAGGUUUUAGUUAUUUUAUUUGUAUUGGCGUUACAAUUGUGGCUGGAAAGAAACCUCGUUUGUGGAGACACUUUCUUCAGACUGCAAUGCGAUGAUAAAAUGAAUUGUAAGCUUAUUGAUUUGAUACACCUUUUUUUUCCCCCUCCACUGUUGGACAAUGACAAAGUUUUCAAAUUAAAAAUUUAAAGAACAA
Puntigrus tetrazona (Sumatra barb) is the source of this 2696-nucleotide messenger RNA. It is a transcript of the gene bnip3lb, whose product is annotated as BCL2 interacting protein 3 like b. Bases 79 to 750 code for a protein of 223 amino acids. Lineage: Eukaryota; Metazoa; Chordata; Actinopteri; Cypriniformes; Cyprinidae. The transcript has 6 exons. Gene Ontology annotation, cellular component: mitochondrial envelope; nucleus; mitochondrial outer membrane. The record is from RefSeq and is a predicted model, not a curated record. Gene Ontology annotation, biological process: positive regulation of apoptotic process; mitochondrial outer membrane permeabilization; defense response to virus.